This is a messenger RNA of Kockovaella imperatae, 1113 nucleotides long. Its product is annotated as Rho1 GTPase. Lineage: Eukaryota; Fungi; Basidiomycota; Tremellomycetes; Tremellales; Cuniculitremaceae. The coding region runs from base 141 to 734 and encodes 197 amino acids. Gene Ontology annotation, biological process: small GTPase-mediated signal transduction. Gene Ontology annotation, molecular function: GTP binding; GTPase activity. The transcript is spliced from 7 exons. The record is from RefSeq and is a predicted model, not a curated record.
CAAUCCUUCCUUCAUCACCUUUCCAAUUAGAUUUCAAUAACCCUCAAACCAACCAACCUCUCGUCCGUGACUUGAGAGGUCUGUUCAUCACAACAACAAGAAGGCCCAUCGAGGACAUCUCGUACUAGAUCAUCCCCAUCAUGUCUGGAGAAAUCAGGCGGAAGUUGGUCAUUGUCGGUGACGGUGCUUGUGGAAAGACAUGUCUCCUCAUCGUGUUUAGCAAGGGCAUGUUCCCCGAGGUCUACGUGCCCACAGUCUUUGAAAACUAUGUUGCCGAUGUCGAAGUGGAUGGCAAAAAAGUAGAAUUGGCCCUUUGGGAUACUGCCGGUCAGGAGGACUACGAUCGUCUUCGUCCAUUGUCAUAUCCCGACUCUCACGUCAUUCUCAUCUGCUUCGCCAUCGAUUCGCCUGAUUCCCUCGACAACGUACAAGAAAAGUGGAUCUCGGAAGUGCUUCACUUCUGCCAGGGUCUCCCUAUCAUUCUUGUCGCUUGCAAGAAGGACCUGAGAGAUGACCCUAAAACCAUGCAAGAUUUGGCUAGAAUGAACCAACGACCCGUUUCUCGACCUGAAGGUCUUGCCGUCGCUCAAAAGAUUGGUGCUCAGGGCUACGUUGAAUGCUCCGCCAAGACUGGGGAAGGUGUCCGGGAAGUCUUCCAAACCGCUACCAGGCAUGCUUUGAUGAGCAAGAAAUCUGGCCGAUCCAAAGGAAAGAAGGGAUGUGUCGUGCUCUAGGUUGAUACGGUUGUACUAUCUUGUCUCUUAUACCCUCUACCCAAACCCGGCUCUCGAUCUCAACCCGAUUCAAGUCUUCAUCCGACGAACCGGGUUCCAUACUAGUUCUUUUCGCCUUUGCACGACGCUCUCUUUUCGAUAUCGAUUACGCUUCUCAAGCCCUCCAACUCUUUUUUUUCUCCUACCCUAAACCCUCUAUCGGUCACCAUUUCACGCCCUUCCACAUACUUCCCCGCCGCUGCCAUUAAUGCGUGAUGAAUGACGAAGUGAAGAGUUGUUCAACAUGCUCUCAAGAUCAAUGACGGGGUCGUGGCGUAUCCCUUUGCUUUGGAAAUCCCACUCGUUCCCAUGACAUGCAUUAGAUGACCCGCGUCGAUGA